UGCCUUUUGCACCUUUUACGCAUCUACCCACUUCGUUUUCUAAUGUCUGACGCGCCCGUGACGUCAUGACGCAAGCGCAUGCGCGGUAGAGUCUGUCUGCACAGCGCUUCCUAAACACGGAUUCAAACCCUUGCGGAUGCUGAUUGACACCUGUCAGGUGCUGAUGACUUCAUGGCAUCAUCCUCUGAGGUGAACGUCCACAUGGAGGAGGUGGUGGUGGUAACGACCCCUGACACAGCGGGUCAGACCUCAUCAGCUGAGGAGGAGGAGAAGAAUAUACUGGUGGCGACGGAUCUGGAACAGUCUGGGGAAAACAUUAUGGAGCAUAGCAUGGAGUCCGAGGCGGAGUCUAGUGCUACUAUCUCCCUGCCCAAGGACACUGUUUUUGUGAAAAUAUCUGAAGAUGCAGAUGUAGAGGGUGAUAUUCUCUACCCAAUAACGUGUGGGGACACCAAAGCCAACCUCGUCUGGAAGAAGUUUGUGUGUCCGGGGAUCAACAUCAAAUGUGUGCAGCUGAACGAGCAUCUCAUCAGUCCCAAGGAGUUUGUCUAUAUAGCGGGAAAGUCCACGCUGAAGGACUGGAAGAGAGCCAUUCGCCUUAAUGGGACCAUGUUGAGGAAGAUCAUGGAUUCAGGUGAGCUGGACUUCUAUCAGCACUCCAGACUGUGUUCAAACACCUGCCGCAGUACCAAGAUUGACCUGGUGGGGUCACGAGUGUCUCUCAGCAGCCAGCAGUCCACAGAAACGGCUCCUGCGACCCCCGCCUCUGUGGACAUGAAUGGAUCCUCAGCUUCGAUUUCGGCAGAUGCUGGUGAUGACAGCACAGAAUGGGUGACGGCUAUCGGAGAGGACACCAUGACGUUCUGGAGAGGACUGAAGGACGCUGGGCUACUGGAGGAGGUGAUGGAGGACAUGCAGGGAGAGAUCCAGGAGAUUCUCAAGGGCCUGGAGGAGCGAAUCCACGACCCGCCGCUUCAGGUUAAAGAUGCUGCUCUGCUCAACAAUAUAGUCCAGAACUUCGGGAUGUUGGACCUGGUGAAGAAAGUUCUUGCCAGUCACAAAAGCCAGAUGGAUCGCUGUAGGGAGCAGUACACGCGCAGCUUAGUGGCCCUAGAGCAACAGUGUGACGAGCAUCGCAAACGCGCCAAAGAACUAAAGAGCAAAUCCCAGCACCUCAACAACGUCCUGAUGACCUUGACCCCCCAGACCUCGCCUCCCACCACGAAGCGCCCCCGUCUGACCCGUGCUGUCUCGGGUCCAGCCACUGUGGCCUCCACGGCCGCCCAGCCCGCACACUUCACCCUGCCCAUCACGCAGCUCACCGGCAUCCCGCUGGACAAAGUGCUGUCGGUUCCAACCCAGUCGCCCCUGAUCGGUGGAUACACGGUGCUGACAUCACCCGGAGGCACCGAACUCCAGUCUGAAGGCUCUAAUUUAACCGUGUUGAGCACCGCCGCGGUUACACAGGGAUCCACGGCACCCACUUUCGUCAAAGUGGUCAGUCCGUUCCAGCUGGUCACACUGCCCACAGUAGGAGCUGGAGCUACGGUGCAGAAUCUGGCAGCACCAGUAGGGGGCGCAGUGGGCGGCACUGUAGUGGCGUUACCCAUCAGCAGCGUAAACACUGCCAGUGUGGAGACCGUCGGGCCACAGGCGGAAGCGGCUACAGAACAGAAAGACGACCAGAAGGAGUGAAAUUCUCCUGAAACCGUGUUCAGUUCAGUUUUUGAUGUUAAUGCAUAUGUUAUAUCCUCUAUAUUUGUAGAUAGAGGAUGAACUUUUUGCUUUUUUAGAGUUCAUUUGCAACUUUUUUUGCAACAACAGCCAUGGUAUGGUAAUGAUUUUUUUUUUUUUUUUGCAUUGCAUUGCAUUGCAUUUGAUUUAAUUGUAAUCUAAUUACAAUGUGGUAAAAUAUAGCCUGAAUUGUUUAAAGCGAAAGUUCUCCCAAAUAUUAACCAUUUUUUUAUUCACUCUCCAGUUGUUCCAAACCUUUGUGAGUUUUCUCAUGUGGCACAUGAAAGAAUAUAUUUUGGUAACCAAAGAGUUGUUCCUAGCCAUUAACAAUUCUUCUUUCGUAUUCAAUCGAAGAAAGAAAUUCAUAGAUUCGUAACAACUUGAGGGUGAGUUAAUGAUGACAUAAUUUAAAUUUUUGGGUGAACUGUCCCUUUAAGGAUGUUUUUUAUUAAAUGUAAGGCACAUUUUGUCUUUAAAAUUUCAUGGUUGACCAGUGUAUGCAUAAUUUGUAGUUUUUUUUUCUCACUCCAUUAUUUAUCCUGUUCACAUAACAUUUUCUCUUAUAACUUUUUCUCUAUCGAUGUUUCAUCUUAGUAUUUCUGAAAAUACUUGUUACAGUGAAAUCUUUACUUGACGUAGUUGAUUAUUUAAAAUGCAUUUACCUGGACCAUGAAAAUCUUGUCUUUUAAAAUAAAUACAAAUUGUACAAUACAGCAAA
Messenger RNA from Carassius carassius (crucian carp), 2452 nucleotides. It is a transcript of the gene gmeb2, whose product is annotated as glucocorticoid modulatory element binding protein 2. Bases 172 to 1695 code for a protein of 507 amino acids. Gene Ontology annotation, biological process: positive regulation of transcription by RNA polymerase II. NCBI's taxonomy places the organism in Eukaryota, Metazoa, Chordata, Actinopteri, Cypriniformes, Cyprinidae. The transcript has 10 exons. Gene Ontology annotation, molecular function: RNA polymerase II cis-regulatory region sequence-specific DNA binding; DNA-binding transcription activator activity, RNA polymerase II-specific. The record is from RefSeq and is a predicted model, not a curated record. Gene Ontology annotation, cellular component: nucleus.